Molecule: messenger RNA, 576 nt
Organism: Colletotrichum higginsianum IMI 349063
Lineage: Eukaryota; Fungi; Ascomycota; Sordariomycetes; Glomerellales; Glomerellaceae
Product: Duf726 domain protein
Exons: 1
Coding region: 1-576 (191 amino acids)
Biological process (GO): regulation of translational fidelity; glutaminyl-tRNAGln biosynthesis via transamidation
Molecular function (GO): glutaminyl-tRNA synthase (glutamine-hydrolyzing) activity
Source: RefSeq, a predicted model, not a curated record
AUGCACCCCGUCUGCAGGCGUUGUAGCGCUCUUCUCUUCCAGCAGACCCGAACAUUCGCAUCCUCUUCCGUCAACCUCUCUGUCCCAAAGCCAGCGUCAGCAUUCCUCUCCAAGCCGACAUGGUCCGUCGCGUCCCUCCUCCCGCCUUCCACGAAAGCCGGCGCUUCUGAGACCUCCCCGGAAGAACCAAUCUCCAGGGCCAAGCUUCAUCACCUACUCCGUCUAUCUGCUCUCCCGCUCCCGGACACGGAAGCAGCAGAGUCUGCUAUGUUACGCACGCUUCACUCGCAGCUACACUUUGUACGCGACGUCCAGAGCGUGGAAACUACUGGUGUUGAGCCGUUGCGCUCCUUGCGCGAUGAAACGACCGAAGGUGUGGCAGAGGUGACAAUUGGACUUGAAGAGCUACAAGACGCCCUGGGCAACGAGAUUCAAUUCGGUCACAAGAAACGUCCAAAGAGAGUGCGUGGAGAAGAAGUCGACACCAAGGGUGCAGAGGAUUGGGAUCCUCUAAAGACAGCAUCUCGGACAGCUGGAAAGUAUUUUGUCGUUCAGAGCAAGAAGGAAGAGUCAUGA